AUGAGAUUUACAGUAGCCCCAACAGCUCGAGACAUGGGAACAGGAUUCAAAUUAGGCCACAACAAGGGAACUCUUCGCGGUCUUUACUGUACACAAUCCAAGUACUGUCUGUUGCCGUCUCUCCUGCUCGAAGAUGACCCGAACUGGCAGGCCGAUAGGAACCACAUACUCCUCUACUGA
Messenger RNA from Penicillium angulare, 180 nucleotides. RefSeq lists its product as uncharacterized. Bases 1 to 180 code for a protein of 59 amino acids. Lineage: Eukaryota; Fungi; Ascomycota; Eurotiomycetes; Eurotiales; Aspergillaceae. The transcript has 2 exons. The record is from RefSeq and is a predicted model, not a curated record.